AUGGCUGACAGGGGAAGUCAGGCUGAUCAUGAAGAAGAAGAGGAGCAGGGACAAGACAAGGAUACAAACGCUGCUUAUGAACAGGGAGACACUGUUGCUGUUGAGGGAUCCCCAUACUUAGAUUUUGUUGAGGAUCAGCAGCAUCCAGUCCAACCUGAACAGGAGUCUGAGUGCCCUGGCUGCCAGUCGCUGGGUACACUGACGCUGCCUUGCGGACACAAACUGUGUCCCAAAUGUAUCGAGCUGAGCCAAGGAGAGCUGGGCCAGGCUGGCUGCACCAUCUGCUAUGGAUCACAGCUGAUGGACUCGGUCCUGCAGACUCUUCUGGAAGCCCUGUUCCAUGACCAGCCCAGGAGACCUGGGAUCACAACUGGAGCUGUGGAGGAUGUGAGGGCAUCAAACGAUGGAGGGAAAGCAGCGGGCAGAUAUGGGGGUACGGCGAGUGAAGAGCUGUGUCUGGAGCAUGAAGAAAUACUCAGUGUGUUCUGUUUGGAAGAGGGGGAGCCAGUCUGCCAGCAGUGUCAGGCAGACCAGCAUGAAGAGCACCAGUGCUGCUCCAUACAGGAGGCUGUCCUCGACUGUAAGAGAGAGCUGCGAUCUUCAAUCAGAAAUCUUGAGGAGCAAUUACAGAGUUCUACCGCCAUCAGACAAACCUUGGAGGAUACUGCUGCUCAUAUCAAGAACCAGUCAGUUCAAACAACCCAGGUCUUGAGGGAGGAGUUUGACAAGAUGCACCAGUACCUCCGUGAUGAGGAGGCCACACUGAUGUCACAGCUGAAAGAGGAAGAGGAGGAGAAGAGUCAGAGGAUGAAAGAAAAGAUUGACAGGAUUAACAAUGACAUACGAAUUUUGACCAGCAGUAUCAGAGAGACAGAAGAAGCCAUGGCCUUAGAUGACAUCCUCUUUCUAAAGACCUACAAGAAAGCCUCUGAAAGGGCUCAGGGCAGAGUAGAGGAGCCUGUAGUUGAAUCAGGAGCUCUGCUUGAUGUGGCCAAACACCAGAGCUGUGUACAGCACCAAGUCUGGGACAAGAUGCUGAGGAUCAUCCAGUACUUUCCUGUGACCAUGGACCCUAACACAGGCUCGGCAUGUUUAGGCGUGUCUCCCGACUUGUCCAGCGUGUUCGUGUGUGAGGAGCAGCCUCUUCCAGACAAUCCAGAGAGGUUUGUGACCCCACAGAGCAUCCUGGGCUCGGAGGGCUUCAGCUCAGGCAGGCACAGCUGGGAGGUGGAGGUGGGAGAUAACAGUCACUGGUCUCUUGGUGUGGCCACUGAGUCAGUAUACAGAAAGGACUGGUCCAAAUCUGAUCUGAACCCCAGUCCUGCCUCAGCCUCAGACGUAGACCCUGGUGGUGGCCUGUGGACUGUGUCCUUAUCCUCUGGGGAGUUCUGGGCCUCCCAGCAAAGUGCCCCCCUCAAACUGAGACGAAGGCCGUCUAGAAUCAGAAUUCAGCUGGACUGGGAGAGAGGGUGUCUGACUUUCUCUGAUGUCAAUGACAACACCCUUAUCUAUCGUUUUAAAAAGCAGUGGAGCGGUAUUCUGAGACCCUACUUCUCCACAACAUGUUCUAAACACCCACUGAAAAUCACAGUGGGGAGGGUGACUGUGAACAUAGAAUAGCAUCACACUGUCAUGAUACUAAAGGAAUGAUUUUUGGAAAAAAAAUGUUUGUUCAACUCAACAGUUAAGAUUUUAAAAGUUAGAUCCAUUCAGAACCAAGAAAUGGACCCAAACCUGGCAAAGAGAAACAAACCCAACCAGCACAGAUAUGGCAACUGAUGACAUGAAUUUACAAGUUGUCCAAAACAAAACUUUGUAUCUUACCUAAUGUAACAUUAGUGGCCUUCUCCCCUGUGCAUGACUGGGAUGCAUAAUCCAUCUUUGCCAAGAAAAUUGGUGAAACACAUCCAGGUUUCCUGUUAUUCCUCUCUUGCUGAUUGAAACAGCAUGGCUAACCUAUUUGCUCUUUCAGCUUAAAAGUCUUCUUGCUAUCAUGAUGACGUAUGACAAAA
Molecule: messenger RNA, 2012 nt
Organism: Chelmon rostratus (copperband butterflyfish)
Lineage: Eukaryota; Metazoa; Chordata; Actinopteri; Chaetodontiformes; Chaetodontidae
Product: E3 ubiquitin-protein ligase TRIM35
Exons: 6
Coding region: 1-1620 (539 amino acids)
Molecular function (GO): zinc ion binding; protein binding
Source: RefSeq, a predicted model, not a curated record